This is a messenger RNA of Saimiri boliviensis boliviensis (Bolivian squirrel monkey), 213 nucleotides long. The record is from RefSeq and is a predicted model, not a curated record. Lineage: Eukaryota; Metazoa; Chordata; Mammalia; Primates; Cebidae.
AUGGUGGUUGGCAAGAACAAGCGCCUUACGAAAGGCGGUAAAAAGAGUGCCAAGAAGAAAGUGGUUGAUCCAUUUUCUAAGAAAGAUUGGUAUGAUUGCAAUCGAGUGAAAGCACCUGCUAUGUUCAAUAUAAGAAAUAUUGGAAAGACGUUAGUUACCAGGACCCAAGGAACCAAAAUUGCAUCUGAUGGUCUCAAGGGUCGAGUGUUUUAA